Messenger RNA from Tetrapisispora phaffii CBS 4417, 282 nucleotides. RefSeq names its product non-histone chromosomal protein 6. NCBI's taxonomy places the organism in Eukaryota, Fungi, Ascomycota, Saccharomycetes, Saccharomycetales, Saccharomycetaceae. Bases 1 to 282 code for a protein of 93 amino acids. The record is from RefSeq and is a predicted model, not a curated record. The transcript has a single exon.
AUGGUUGCUCCAAGAGAAACUAAGAAAAGAACCACUAGAAGAAAGAAGGAUCCAAAUGCUCCAAAGAGAGCUCUAUCUGCUUACAUGUUCUUUGCUAACGAGACAAGAGAUAUUGUUAAAGCUGAAAAUCCAGAUGUUUCUUUUGGUCAAGUUGGUAGAAUCUUAGGUGAAAAGUGGAAGGCUUUAACCGCUGAAGAAAAAAUUCCAUUCGAAGCUAAGGCUGAAGCUGAUAAGAAGAGAUAUGAAUCUGAAAAAGCUUUAUACAAUGCUACUAAAGCUUAA